This is a messenger RNA of Suricata suricatta (meerkat), 1440 nucleotides long. RefSeq names its product hepatocyte nuclear factor 4 gamma (gene HNF4G). The record is from RefSeq and is a predicted model, not a curated record. The transcript is spliced from 10 exons. Gene Ontology annotation, molecular function: nuclear receptor activity; RNA polymerase II cis-regulatory region sequence-specific DNA binding; zinc ion binding. Bases 16 to 1356 code for a protein of 446 amino acids. NCBI's taxonomy places the organism in Eukaryota, Metazoa, Chordata, Mammalia, Carnivora, Herpestidae. Gene Ontology annotation, biological process: regulation of transcription by RNA polymerase II; anatomical structure development; cell differentiation.
GAACCAAUACUGGACAUGGAUAUGGCAAAUUACAGUGAAGUUUUGGACCCAACGUAUACAACUUUGGAAUUUGAAACUAUGCAGAUUCUAUAUAAUUCAAAUGAGAGCUCUGCUCCAGAGACAACAAGUAUGAAUACCACAGACAAUGGUGUCAACUGUCUAUGUGCUAUCUGUGGGGACAGAGCGACAGGAAAGCAUUAUGGAGCGUCAAGCUGUGAUGGGUGCAAGGGCUUCUUCCGACGCAGCAUACGCAAGAGUCACGUUUAUUCCUGCAGGUUCAGUCGGCAAUGUGUUGUUGACAAGGACAAAAGGAAUCAAUGUAGAUAUUGUCGAUUAAGAAAGUGUUUUAGAGCAGGAAUGAAAAAAGAAGCUGUGCAAAACGAACGUGAUCGAAUAAGCACCAGAAGAAGCACAUUUGAUGGCAGCAACAUCCCCUCCAUUAACACUCUGGCACAAGCAGAAAUUCGGUCUCGCCAGAUCUCAGUCUCGAGCCCUGGGGCAAGCACUGACAUAAAUGUUAAGAAAAUCGCAAGUAUCAGUGACGUCUGCGAAUCUAUGAAGCAGCAGCUCUUAGUCUUAGUAGAAUGGGCCAAAUAUAUUCCUGCCUUCUGUGAGUUACCGCUGGAUGAUCAGGUGGCACUGUUGAGAGCUCACGCAGGGGAACAUUUGCUGCUUGGAGCUACAAAGAGAUCCAUGGUGUAUAAAGAUAUUUUGCUUUUGGGAAACAACUACAUAAUUCACCGCAACAGCAGUGAAAUUGAGAUCAGCCGUGUGGCCAACCGGGUUCUAGAUGAGCUGGUACGGCCAUUUCAAGAAAUUCAGAUUGAUGACAAUGAAUAUGCUUGUUUGAAAGCAAUUGUAUUUUUUGAUCCAGAUGCAAAAGGGCUGAGCGACCCAGUAAAGAUUAAGAACAUGCGAUUCCAAGUGCAGCUCAGUUUGGAGGACUACAUCAACGACCGGCAGUACGACUCCCGGGGGAGGUUUGGCGAGCUGCUCUUGCUCCUGCCCACGCUGCAGAGCAUCACCUGGCAGAUGAUCGAGCAAAUCCAGUUGGUUAAACUGUUCGGGAUGGUUAAAAUUGACAACUUACUUCAGGAAAUGUUACUGGGUGGCGCAUCCAGUGACGCCGGUCACCUCCAUCAUCCAGUGCACCCACAUCUGUCUCAAGAUCCAUUAACUGGACAAACUAUACUUUUAGGUCCCAUGUCAACACUGGUUCAUACCGACCAGAUCUCAACUCCUGAGACUCCACUUCCUUCUCCACCACAAGGCUCUGGACACGAACAGCACAAAAUAGCUGCAAACCAAGCUUCGGUGAUUUCGCACCAGCCUCUCUCCAAACAAAAGCAAUUGUGAGAACAUGUUUACUCCCGAACGGCACUGCAUAAAUGUGAAAACUUGUUUAAAUAACUCAGGAUAGUACUUUUGGCAAACUCUUAG